Messenger RNA from Phycomyces blakesleeanus NRRL 1555(-), 837 nucleotides. RefSeq lists its product as hypothetical. The transcript has a single exon. The coding region runs from base 1 to 837 and encodes 278 amino acids. NCBI's taxonomy places the organism in Eukaryota, Fungi, Mucoromycota, Mucoromycetes, Mucorales, Phycomycetaceae. The record is from RefSeq and is a predicted model, not a curated record.
AUGGGGACUUAUACUAGUUCUUUUCUUCACGGACUCAUCUUUUGGACUCGCGCGUCUGUGCUCUUUAUAUCCAUCUUUGUUAUCUUGAUUACCCUUGGACUCUACAGCUCCGUAUCUAUUCCCAUAUUCUCUAUCCUUGGCAAUGAAAACACAUUUAUGUACGGAACACUCGAAAAUUCGCAUCAGGUGUGGGCAGUUGAGAUGGUUCAGGACAGACGAGUUAUUGCAACCCUAGUUGCCACACAGGCAUCAAUCUUCUGUCCACUCUUUCUCUUACUCGGACACCACUUCCAACCUGCGCCUCGUGCUAGUCAUAGAGAACCCGGAUCAAAAUCAAUAACAGGAACAGGAGCAGGAGCAGGAGGUGAUGUGUGGCGAGCAUCAGCUGAACUGAUAUGUCAACUACUGAUGCCACUUGGAUUGUCGAUGAGCUGGAUGUUUUGUAUUUUGUUUGACCGAAAGACAUCGUUUGCUUUGUCAGGCUCACUGGAUGAGUAUUGGUUCUGGCCUGAUCUCUGUGUUUCUCGCCCGGCUGGAUUAUUAUCAUAUUCACCAUCUUCAUCAUCGUCGUCUUUGUCACCGUCAUCGUUGUUAUCGUCAUCAUUAUCAUUAUCACCAUCAUCUGUUGCAUUGUGGGGAUGGUCUACCUGCGCCACUACUCAUGCCACACACGCACUAAAAUAUUGUAUUAUAGCAAUAUUGUUGACUGAGGUUGCCCUGGUUCUGUUUGCAACAUUUUCAUUUGGAUUCACAACCAUGUGUGGGUAUCAAGAGUCAGAAGAGCCGGCUGCUGAAAAAAAGAGCGAUGUAGUUGGGUAUUGUGCCAAUUCUGCUUGA